Molecule: messenger RNA, 1227 nt
Organism: Drosophila serrata
Lineage: Eukaryota; Metazoa; Arthropoda; Insecta; Diptera; Drosophilidae
Gene: Gr94a
Product: Gustatory receptor 94a
Biological process (GO): sensory perception of taste
Cellular component (GO): membrane
Source: RefSeq, a predicted model, not a curated record
UGUUCGGCCAAGAUGAACCUCACCAGCGAUAGAACACACCGGAGCAUGGUGAAAAUGCUGACGAUUACACUGGUGGCCUUCAUGACACUCUUUGGACUCCUGGCCAAUAGCUAUCACCCCCGGAGCCGUGAAAGAUUUAGGUUUAACAAGUUCUACUUGGCAUACGCAAUGCUGUGGACCAUUGGAUUCAGCACUGUCUACGGUCGGCAGAUCUACAAAGAGUACAGUCAAGGACAGAUCAACCUGAAGGAUGCCAUUACACUCUACAGCUACAUGAACAUCACUGUGGCCGUUAUAAACUACGUUACACAAAUGAUGAUAAGUCACCACGUGGCCAAGAUGAUGAGUCGGGUGCCCUUCUUUCAGACCCUCAAAACCCUACGCCUCGACAGCCGGUCCUUGUAUACAUCGAUUUCCCUGGCCAUGAUCAAAACCAUUGGCUUUCCACUAAUCCUGGAGGUGGCCUUCAUCCUACAGCAGAGACGAACACACCCAGAGAUAAGUUUGAUCUGGACCCUCUACAGACUGUUUCCUUUGGUCAUUUCAAAUCUGCUAAACAACUGCUACUACGGAGCCAUGGUCGUGGUGAAGGAGAUGCUGAAGGCGCUGAACCGGCAACUGGAAGCGCAGCAGCAGGAAGUGAAUCUGCUGCAGAGGGAGGAUCAACGGAAGAUGACUACAACUUACUACCGCAUGCACCGCUUCUGCUCGCUGGCAGACGAACUGGACAAGCUGGCGGGCCGCUACAAGGUGAUAUAUUUCCAUGCCGAAAAGUACUUGACCCCCAUGUCUCUCUCCAUGAUCUUGUCGCUCAUCUGCCACCUGCUCGGCAUAACAGUUGGCUUUUACAGUAUUUACUACUCAAUAGCAGAUGCCUUGAUCGCCGGCAAGGCUUUCGACGGCCUAGGAGCGCUCAUCAGCUCAGUGUUCCUGACAAUCUCGCUGUCGGAAAUCACCAUGCUUACGCACUUGUGCAACAAUCUGUUGGUGGCCACCAAGCGUUCAGUGCUCAUCCUCCAAGAGAUGAACCUUAAGCAUGCGGACUGUCGCUACCGGCAGUCUGUUCAUGCCUUCACCCUCUUGGUGACUGUCACCAAGUACAAGAUCAAGCCACUCGGCCUAUACGAGCUCGAUAUGCAGCUGAUUAGCAACGUUUUCUCGGCAGUAGCCAGCUUCCUGAUCGUCCUGGUGCAGGCAGAUCUGUCGCAGCGAUUCAGGAUGCACUAA